UUGUAGUGCAGAGACUUGUGAUCAUGAGGACUUUACGUUGGUUGGUGUUGGCUCAGAACCUGCGUGCUUCGGCAAGAUGGCUGUCUGGGUAGAACCGUGCAAACCACAGGUAAAACUUUUGCGUAUGGUCCACUCAUCAUCCACACCUGCCCCGCCUAAAGAGGAUGAUACACCUAAAGCACUAACACCUUUUGAGGAGCAGUUUUUCCAAACAACAGAGGGACAAGGCCUCGUUUGUGCAAGUGCUGGAUUUGUUUUGUGGCCGGGAUGUCCGGAGGAGAGGACAUGUAGAGAUGAUUGAGGCGGCUCUUAAAUGGAUGCCUGAAUUUGGACUGGAGAAAGAUCUGCAGGUUUACAACAAAAUCCUUGAUGUGUUCCCCAAAGAGAUUUUUGUUCCCCGAAACGUCAUCCAAACAAUGUUCAACCAUUAUCCCCGGCAGCAAGAGUGCGCCGUCAAGUUGUUGGAACAGAUGGAGACAUACGGCGUUACCCCUGACAAGAACACACCAGUUUCCUGCUAAUACAAAUAUUUGGGAAACUUAGCCAUCCUGUGAAGAAGUACCGGAGGAUAAUGUACUGGUUCCCUCGGUUCAAGCACACCAACCCUUACCCAGUUCCAGCUGGUAUUGAGGCCGACCCCGUCUCUAUGUCAAAACAUUGCCUGGAACGCAUAGCAGCCGACAAGUGCGCCAAAAUCACAGUGUACCAGCUGCCAUCAACAGAACAGUGUGACGAUGGGACAGUUAAAGAGCACACGCAUCUUGUGGGUAUCCAGUCACCGGAACAGAAGGAGCUUCUAGAGAACCAUGAUCGCAAUUACCCUGUCCUGGUUGAAGGUCCAUUUACUUUAUGGCUGAAGAAGACCUGCACAUAUUAUUACAUCUUACGUGCUGAGCCCAAUGCUAAUAAAUGGGAGGAAACAGUAGACCCUGAAAGGAGUUUAUAUUACCCAAUCGAAUUGGACCUGGACCUGGAUCGAGAUCUCUCUGAUACUUACACCUUUGAUGUGGAUAAAGUGGAGGAAGGCCCAGUCUACGCUAUGUGCGCGGCAGGAGAUGAAAAGCUGCUGGUCAAAUGGAUUCAGGGGCUGCAAGAGACUAAUCCGAUCCUUGGGGAGGUGCCCGUCCUUUUCCGACUGUCCUCUGGCCCUCUGGAGUUGGGUCUUCCAGAACAAACAGACAGUUCACAAUUGGAGAGCAAUGAGGAAAGCACUCAGCGGGAGAGACUCGGGAUGGAGCAGUAA
Messenger RNA from Staurois parvus, 1243 nucleotides. NCBI's taxonomy places the organism in Eukaryota, Metazoa, Chordata, Amphibia, Anura, Ranidae. The record is from the annotation of a GenBank genome assembly.